UACACCGCCUUCCUAAAUUUUGUUUCCAUUCAACUUUUGUAAUCUAUUUUAUUGUGUUUGGGGAAAGUCACUAUAUAAUUAGAUAAUAAGAUACCUUCUCUGUAAAUUAAUAAAAUAAUUCGAUUAUGGCUCAUUCACAAGCAGGAGCUGAUGUCGCUAACGUCGUUAAUCGUUGUAAUUCGGCAAAGCAAGAUAAAAAGUUGGAUCUGUCUGGUUGUAAAUUAAUCCAAAUACCUGAAGCAGUAUAUUUUUUAAUGAAGAAUGUUUGUGUUGAGAGUCUAGUUCUCACUAAUAAUCAAAUUCCACGUCUACCAAAGAAAUUUGGAGUGGUGUUUCCAGGAAUCUCAGAAUUAUGUCUCAAGAAAAACAAAUUCAGUAGCCUCCCAGAUGAGAUACAAGACUUAUCAAAUCUCCAGUCUCUAGAUAUAUCCUUCAAUAGCUUCACUUGUAUACCAAAUGCUGUCUACAGAUUACCGAAGCUAGUAAACCUGAAUGCAGAAAACAAUUCGAUAACUGAUGUAGACCAGGAGAAACUUGAAGGUAUGGCUUCUAUAGAAGAAGUGAAUCUAUGUAACAAUCCUAUACCAGCAGACCAGCAGAGAGCCUUGCAGGAUAUUGCAGAGAUUCAUGUCUUAGUCGGAAGCUGAUAAAAGUUUUAUCUGAUAUCUUUUCUUGGAAUCUUAAAUAGGAGAAAGACAAUGAUUUUUGGCAAAAUGAUCAAAGAUGUUCGAUGACUCAACUGAAGAUAUUUUACUUAAUUUGUUGAUCCCUGCCUUCCCACCGAAAUUGAAGCCAUUUUAUUUAUAUUAUUAACCCCUUCCUAUUAAAACAGCUUAAAUUAUAUGAUGUGAUUUAUACUUCAAUUUUUACUAAAAUCUUCCCAUUUCAAUAUUACUUUGGCAUAUCAAGCACAGAACAAAUGGAACUGUUUGCCGAUUUAAAGCACCGAAAUAUAUUUUGUGAUCUGAACAAGAAUUUCACUGCUUCUCCCUGUUUUCACUGUGAUAUUUUAAAAUUGAAAAACAUACGCAUGUUAUUUAUUUUUUUAAAUUUAAAUUUUAUAUCAUAUUUAUAAAUUUUGAAUUUUCUAAAACAGUUUAUUAUUGUGUUUCUGAGAUAAACUGAAAAUAAAUUACACAUUUUUGAUG
Messenger RNA from Octopus bimaculoides (California two-spot octopus), 1148 nucleotides. RefSeq names its product leucine-rich repeat-containing protein 20. NCBI's taxonomy places the organism in Eukaryota, Metazoa, Mollusca, Cephalopoda, Octopoda, Octopodidae. Gene Ontology annotation, molecular function: protein binding. Gene Ontology annotation, cellular component: cytoplasm. The record is from RefSeq and is a predicted model, not a curated record.